CAUAUAUGUUUAAAAUAUCACUUUGGUUCAUUAGACAGUUAAAUGCAGUAUAGUUGACAUGUAGUUUGGGUCAUUCCACUUGCUUUUGAAUUCAUUCUAUCAAAAUGUCUCUAUCAAAGUGGUUCCCCAUUUGUUUGGUCCUGCUUGCAUUCACGCUGGGGGCAGCGCAAGCUGCCGGAAUGCUAUCAGCCUCAUCGAGAGCAGCAGCAAAAACCAAAACAGAACUAUGCCCCGAAAUGGCUGCGAAAAGCACUUACGAAAUGUGGAGUACGAGAUACGACAACAAAACAAAAGUGUGUUACAAAACUGGGACUAAGGGCCCUUGCGGAAAUAAUAUGAUAUUUUACGCUGUAAGCGACGAUCCCGUGUACGGAGAGUGUGAUUGCAAUUAUGAAAUCUGUCGUUCCAUGAUCUACUCUCGUGAGUAUGACGAGUGCUUUGAAGCUUUUCAGCAAGGACAUUGCCCAGCUUCAGAGUGGUUAGUAGCAGAUAAAAAUGGCCAGCCAGUUUGUGAGAGAAAUUUAUGCUUGCCACCCCCUAAAUAUUCUUCAAAGUAUCAAUGGGCUCUGUACAAAGGACGUUGUGAACGAUUAUAUAAGCCGAUUCAUGACUGCAAGCCUGACGAGUAUUUAUGGGUUCCCAAAGGUCAUCGUUACCCGGUGUGCGGGAAAGCUGAAUGUACGAAUCCGCACACGUUUGUUCCAGAGCUGCAAUGUGAGCUUGGCAGUCGCUUGUAUGAUCAGGGGCGAUGUAUUCGACGAAAGGGAAUUUAAUUUAAAAACAGCGGCGCUACACACCGUACAAACAAAUUUUAAUUGCACUGAAAGCUUUCUCCUAUUAACUUAGUCUCGCACAUCGAUGCACACUCCUCCGCAUAUUACUCCAAACAAGAGCCCCAUCCUCAAUGGCUUCUUACACAAGGCAUUCCAUCAUCAUCACCAAGUGGGCUAUAUACAUUAUGUAAUUUGAGAACUUCCAAAACCAGCCACAUAAGACGAUUGCUUUGGCCUUUGUGAAACUAAUCAUUGCGAUUCUGCAUAACAGAUUUGCCUAGGAGGCAUUACAAUGCCGACACCUUUUGUUUCACUCAUACGCUUUUAUUUAUUCUUCAAACUUGUAUCUGUAUAGAACAUGAGUAGUAAUGAAGCCAUCAAGUGAGGUAAAAUAUAUCAGUGUUCAACAAUAAAAAAUAUAGCAAGUAAUUGACAACUUUUAAAAUGCA
Molecule: messenger RNA, 1222 nt
Organism: Folsomia candida
Lineage: Eukaryota; Metazoa; Arthropoda; Collembola; Entomobryomorpha; Isotomidae
Exons: 6
Coding region: 105-773 (222 amino acids)
Source: RefSeq, a predicted model, not a curated record